Messenger RNA from Ostrea edulis (European flat oyster), 999 nucleotides. RefSeq names its product partner of bursicon-like. The transcript is spliced from 2 exons. Gene Ontology annotation, cellular component: extracellular region; bursicon neuropeptide hormone complex. Gene Ontology annotation, biological process: G protein-coupled receptor signaling pathway. The coding region runs from base 176 to 589 and encodes 137 amino acids. The record is from RefSeq and is a predicted model, not a curated record. NCBI's taxonomy places the organism in Eukaryota, Metazoa, Mollusca, Bivalvia, Ostreida, Ostreidae. Gene Ontology annotation, molecular function: neuropeptide hormone activity; G protein-coupled receptor binding.
CAUGUAACAUCAUAAACAGAGCAUUAUUUCAUAACCUUUUUGCAUUUUCUUUAACGACAUCGUGUACAAUUUUUCAUACAGGAAAAAUUUCAAGAAGCUCCUAGGAUUGGAUUAAAUCAGAGGAAAGUCACCCCGGUUAUAUAAUCAGUUUUACAGACUUCUUCUGGUUCUGGAUAUGGCUGCGAUCCGUCACCUCUCCAUUUUCCUGGGGUUCCUUGUAUGCACCAGUGAAUCCCUCUUCCGGUCGGGCAGGCCUCGGGCACGGGAGUCGUGUAACACAGAACGCACAGAAAUGGAUAUUACGCGCACAAUGAGUGUCACUUACAAUGGAGAACAAAAAACAGUGGAAUGCGUGGCUAGGGUGCGAGUCAACGAGUGUGAAGGUGUCUGCUUAUCAACGGCAUCUCCGAAUUUUAACUCAUAUCCAGAUUUUAAUAAGGACUGCAAGUGCUGCCGGGAAGGAAGUCUGGUAACGAGACAGAUUACUCUGCAAGAGUGCUAUGAUAAUGGCGUCGUAUUAGCUGGUGUUCAACCGACGACAACCAUUGCAGAGCCGACGAAUUGUGCCUGCUUUCCAUGUACAAAUUAAAAAAAAAAAACAUUGUCUGAUUUUGCAAGAGAUCGGAUUCUAGAAUAUGUAAGAGAAUAAAUGACAGUUAUAUCAGUUUUGUUUUGAAUAAUUACAAUUUUUAUCAUGCAAAGAGAGGAACAUACGGAUAUUGAGAGAGAGAGAAAGCGUCUAGUAUACUGAGCGAAAUUCAGAGAGAGAGAGAGAGAGAUUGAGAUUUUAUUUUACUAAGCUGAAAUCAUACAGUUUGUUGAAGAUAAACACUUGCAUGUAUGAUUAUAUUAAACACAUUGUUUUACAUCGUUGUUACGUGCAAGAUUAAUCUAUUAAUAUUUCAAAUUUUAUUUGUUGAUGUAAAUCAUGAAUGUGCUUCUUUAAAUUAGACUGAAAACUGCAUUUGCUGUGUAUAAUAAAAACGUGAAUUACAUGUA